AGUCCCAAGUGUACACUGAUCUCAGUGAAUGACAGCCAGGAGGGAGUGGCCAACCAGGGAACAUCGCAGACUGGUGUUGGAUCUUAGCACUGGGAAGGACAAAGUCGGUCUAGGAUAGGUGGGGAAGGGCACUGGCUGGACACAGGUCCAGGCUAGCAUCUGUAAUUUGGACCUCAGUAGCCCUCCCUGGCCCUCUUCCGCUUCAUUGAGUCCAUCUGCCAAACGCCUUCCUCUUUCGUGACUUGGGGGCGCAAAGCACUGAGCCUCACAGUCAGAGAGAACUCAAUGCCUAAGAGAGGAGAGUGGCCAGUGGAUUAGCUGGAAGACCUUGAGGCAGAGGUGCCCAAGGCUAUGGCUGACGCCAUCACCUAUGCAGACCUGCGCUUUGUGAAGGUGCCCUUGAAGAACAGCAUCUCUAACCACUUAGGACAGGACUGUGAGGCCUAUGAGGAUGGAGAGCUCACCUAUGAGAAUGUGCAAGUGUCUCCGGUCCCAGGAGGGCCAUCAGGCUUGGCUUCCCCCGCUCUAGCGGACAAAGCAGGCGUUAGGCCAGAGCAGCCAGCUGCGUCAUGGAGCUCCGUGAAGUCGCCGGCUGUAGGGCGGAUCCCCCGUUGUCCCACAGUCGGCUUGCAAUACUACUUGCUGGGCCUUCUCCUGGCCUGUCUGAUGUUAGGGGUGGCUGCCAUCUGCCUUGGAGUUCGCUAUCUGCAGGUGUCUCAGCAAUUCCAGCAGGUAACCAGGGUUUUGGAAGCCACCAAUAGCAGCUUGCGGCAGCAGCUCAGGCAGACGACAGCUCAUCUGGGCCAGAAGGAAGACGAUCUGAAGGAGUCUCAGAAAAAGCUGACCCAGAGUCAGACCACUUUACAGGAGAAGCAGAAAAUCCAUGAAGCCACUGAGCAGCAACUACAAGCCUGCCGGUCCGAGGGACAGAGGACCAAGGAGAACUUGGAGAGGGAGGAGCAGCAGAGGAGGGACCUGAACCAGAGGCUGGUCAGUGUUCAGGACUCACUGAGGCGCUUCCUCUCCUGUUCUUCAGACACCUGCUGCCCGCCGGGAUGGACACAGGAACAGAGAAGAUGCUUCUACAUCUCAAACACUCCCAGAAGUUUGGAGGACAGCCGAAAAUACUGCACAUCUCUGUCCUCCCAACUAGCUGCAUUCAGGGAAUCUGAUAAGUAUUAUCAAAGCUAUCUGAAUCCCCCUCAGGUUUCUCUGCCCAGCGGCCUAAAGGAGUUGUUAAAUGAUGGGAUGUCAUAUUGGAUCCAGAAGACAAGCCAUACUGAAGAACACCAUUGGCGAGAUAAGACUUGGGGCCCAUACUGUAGCAAUCUAAAAAACGUUUAUGGGUCAUGGAGAAGUCGUCUAUCAGAGUGUAUAGAGCCUUACCCCUGCAUUUGUGAGCUGGAAGCUUUCAGGUUUCCUGAUGGGGAUCACCCGCACUGAAAUGACCCACGAACAAGAGCUUGUGACCUACAUCCUUAACCUGUGGCCUGCCAAUUCUGAAGACUGCGAUUCCUCCAGCAUUCCUUCAGCUAAAAGAUCCUGGCCUGGCAACCUGCUGCCUGCUUGAAAGCCACCCUAGAAACUGGACUAUUCCUGGGAAGAGAGUGAGGACUUUGGCCUUCCUUAAGAACUUCCCAAACUGGAGAGGGUUAGGGGAGGAGGGCGCACCGCUGAGUGGAUGGAUGGCCCGGAGCCAGCCAGGCACUUUUAUUGAAGUAUUUUUAAAUAA
Molecule: messenger RNA, 1732 nt
Organism: Mesocricetus auratus (golden hamster)
Lineage: Eukaryota; Metazoa; Chordata; Mammalia; Rodentia; Cricetidae
Gene: Cd72
Product: CD72 molecule
Exons: 9
Coding region: 352-1443 (363 amino acids)
Cellular component (GO): plasma membrane
Molecular function (GO): transmembrane signaling receptor activity
Source: RefSeq, a predicted model, not a curated record